AUGGCGUCCAACAUUCGAGCUAGAGAUGACCUAUUAGAGGGCGACCUUGCUUACGUCGAAGCCGAACAAAUCGAAGAGGACGAAGAAGAGGAAGAUGAGGACGUCAACAUUGGCGCAUACGAAGACGAGAUUUAUGAAUCAGAAUCUCCAUCGGAAUCAGGCACAGAGUCGCUCACCUGGAUAUCCUGGUUCUGCUCGCUUCCCGGACACGAAUACUUUGCCGAAGUAGGCGAGGAUUUCAUCGAAGACGACUUCAACCUUACCGGCUUGAACGCACUAGUUCCGUUCUACAAGGAAGCGCUCGAGAUGAUCCUCGACGUCGAACCUCCCGAGGAAGACUCGCUCAAGAUCCCGGAUGUGUCAAUCGUCGAAUCCUCCGCCGAGCUUCUCUACGGUCUUAUUCACCAACGAUACAUUUUGACGCGACACGGAAUGCAGCAGAUGGUAGACAAGUACGAAGCUGGCCAUUUCGGAUUUUGUCCCAGGGUGUUUUGUCAUAGCCAUCCCGUCUUGCCGUGCGGAAGGAGCGAUCUGCCAGGUCUGGAUACCGUCAAGCUCUUCUGUCCGAACUGCAUCGACAACUACAGUCCACCCAGUAGCAGGUUUCACGGUGUAGAUGGCGCGUUCUUUGGAACCACAUUCCCGCAUCUCUUGUAUCAGUGCUACCGCGAUUUGUUCCCGAGCAUCCUUGAUCCCAAGCAAGCGGGUGCUGAGUCCAACAGUGUGCUGCAGUACAACGCAGAUGCGUCCGGUGCAGGUGCAGACUCGAGCAUCACACCAGUCAUCAGAGGUGCCACCAUCGAGGCAAGUGCAGCAGCAGACGCACAAGCAGCAUCCAAAGCCACAACACUAGCUCAUCGAACCAUCCAGCCAGAACAGCUCGGUAAACGCGUCGCCUUCACGCGUACCUACACACCCAAGAUCUACGGCUUCAAGGUCUCCGAGUACGCCAAAACUGGCCCCAGAAUGAAGUGGAUGCGCUUAAGACCCACUUCCCUCGACCAGCUGGAUCGUAUCUAA
Molecule: messenger RNA, 1020 nt
Organism: Mycosarcoma maydis (corn smut)
Lineage: Eukaryota; Fungi; Basidiomycota; Ustilaginomycetes; Ustilaginales
Exons: 2
Coding region: 1-1020 (339 amino acids)
Cellular component (GO): protein kinase CK2 complex; cytoplasm
Molecular function (GO): protein kinase regulator activity
Source: RefSeq, a predicted model, not a curated record